AUGGCGUCGAUGUUGGAACAGCCCCGUCAUGUCUACGAUGUCCUUCGUCCAGUACUUAUCCUCUCGAAAGUGUUUGGAUUCAAUGUGUUUGAGCUACAAGGCGAGCCACCUUACGUACAGAUGAAAGUCACUCGAGCGAACUAUGCAUCCUUGCUGUUCAAUUUCGUCGGCAACAGCUUUUGCGUAUUUUUGAAUACUAAGAAUAGGCAGCUAUCCAAACUGACUGGAUCAGCAGUAAUGAAUAGUGGAUUAAGUUUUUUAUUUCCGUUUGGAGCAAUCGUUUUCAAUGUGCUAGCAGUGGACAGUUUUUUCCGACGCAGAACCACGUGCGCAAUCAUUGCUGAGUUUUUUGAGUUCGACCGAUCACUACAACGCAAGAAUUACCAAGUAGCACACAAGGACCAUCUACGUGUGCUCUCUUCAAGUCUUAUUGUCUCUGUGCUUAUGAUUGUUGUGGGAACGCUAUAUUCUCUUUUAAUGGCUUUGAUUUCGUCAUUUUCCUUGCAAAAUCAUGUUAUAAAUGCGUUCUCAUACUUUUACACUGGCGUUCAGUUUUUAAUAAUAAAUUUCCAAUUUAUCUGUGCUGCUCGACUUGUUUCCUUUCGUCUGAAUGACAUUGACCGUUGUCUCAAAAGACAUUGGAAAAGGGGCCAGUGGUGUAUUGAACAAAACAAUCGUUGGGGAAGAAAAUUAGAACCGAUGGACGUUGUUGAGGAGCUGGCUGGUGAUGUUGCCGCACUCGUACGCAUUGUGGAACGUGUAAACCGUGUGUAUGCAAAUCAAAUCCUCGGUUGCAUUGUUGGCUUGAGCAUGUUCGGUAUUUUUGUUAUCUAUGCUGCUGCAUACAGUUAUUACACCGGAACGGUAGAAGAAAAACGCUUAACAACGAUACUGGUGGCAACAUCCUCGUUUUAUGUUAUCGUGACUACGUAUGUCUUCAGGUCAGGAGUGGCCGUAGCAAACGGUAACAAAGCCAUAAUUCAAACUUUAAACAAGGCGAUUUUAUCAAUAAAAGACAGGAUUUUAAAGACAAAACUGCUCUGCUUUUCUCAACAAUUGCUCCAUCGAGCUCCAAGGUUGCAGAGUUUGUUCUGCGAGUUCAACGUGAAAACAAUAUUUAGUAUAUGUGGAUUUAUCGUUACCUAUCUGAUUAUACUGGUACAGUUUGAUGAAACCUCGCACGGUUCAUUUACAGGAAUAAAGGCUCAAUAGCUAUAUCCAAAACAUCGCCAUGAACCA
This is a messenger RNA of Anopheles coustani, 1239 nucleotides long. RefSeq lists its product as uncharacterized. Lineage: Eukaryota; Metazoa; Arthropoda; Insecta; Diptera; Culicidae. Bases 1 to 1212 code for a protein of 403 amino acids. The transcript has 2 exons. Gene Ontology annotation, cellular component: dendrite; axon; neuronal cell body. The record is from RefSeq and is a predicted model, not a curated record. Gene Ontology annotation, biological process: sensory perception of taste.